Molecule: messenger RNA, 3183 nt
Organism: Trematomus bernacchii (emerald rockcod)
Lineage: Eukaryota; Metazoa; Chordata; Actinopteri; Perciformes; Nototheniidae
Gene: ormdl3
Product: ORMDL sphingolipid biosynthesis regulator 3
Exons: 4
Coding region: 384-845 (153 amino acids)
Biological process (GO): ceramide metabolic process; intracellular sphingolipid homeostasis; negative regulation of ceramide biosynthetic process
Cellular component (GO): endoplasmic reticulum membrane
Source: RefSeq, a predicted model, not a curated record
UAGCGGUGACGUUACAUCAUGAACUGUGCUGUGUUGUCACCAGCUGUUGUCUGGAAGACGAAGAGAAAAAGUGGAAGUGUGUCUCCAUUGAUAGUGAGCCUCCACGAGCACACCCUCAGCGCUAAGCAGCACGUUUGAAGCCGAAAGAUGGUCACCGGAUGACUGAUGAAAGCCCUGGAGCCUCGCUGGUCCCCCGGUGAUAGAACCAGUUACAUAACUGAAGGCAUCGAUAAAACAAAAACUGUGAUAACGGACUAGUGCCAAUACAGGUCGGAGUUGAAGCCAUUUUUCUCUGCUUAGACAGUCACGCCAGCUCGGGUCAAACCAAGACCGUUUGUACGAUUAUACGGUAGGUAGAGCGCUCUGAGGAGACAGACACCAUCAUGAACGUGGGCACGGCGCACAGCGAGGUGAACCCCAACACCCGAGUGAUGAACAGCAGAGGAAUGUGGCUGACUUACAUCCUGGGCAUCGGCCUCCUGCACGUCAUCAUACUCAGCAUUCCCUUCGCCAGCGUGCCCGUGGUCUGGACCCUCACCAACCUCAUUCACAAUCUGUGCAUGUACCUGCUUCUCCACACGGUCAAAGGGACGCCGUUUGAGACCCCAGAUCAGGGCAAGGCUCGCCUCCUCACAUACUGGGAGCAGAUGGACUAUGGGGUGCAGUUCACUGCGUCACGCAAGUUCCUCACCAUCACACCUAUUGUCCUGUACAUACUAACCAGCUUCUACACCAAGUACGAUCGGGUCCAUUUUGUGGUCAACACUGUUUCCUUGCUCACUGUCCUCAUCCCCAAGCUGCCCCAGCUGCACGGCGUGAGGAUCUUUGGGAUUAAUAAGUACUGACAAGGCUGAAGAGGACUCCUCCUUCCCCUAAAGUCCCUGUGGACUGCUGAGAGCACACAGAGUAUCAGGCCUCGGAUUUGGCCGCAGAUCAACAAAGAUCCGUGGCUCUCUGGCUGCAGACUCUGCUGAGCAGCACUCUAAGUGAAGCCUAGUGGACCAAACACCUGGAAAGAGACUCAAUAUACUUUUCAGAGAAGGGAAAGUGUGCUGUUGUGAUUGUUGGCAGACAAUUUUCUUUUGAGGUACAGGUUUUUCUGAGACUCUUUGUAGAAAAGGGAGUAUUAUGAUCCUUUUUUUGCUGAAACGAUGUCAGAGGCAGACGACAAUGUAGUCGCAACUAUUUUAAGUGCCAUUUCACACCCACUGGCGCACUUAGGCUGUAAUCAAAAAGUUAUUUUGUAGGUAAUGAUACACUGCUGUAUUUAUUCAGCUGCACUCCAACAAGAAGCUUCCUCUUUCUUGAGGUUUCUGGCCUUAGAGUAACAAUACUUUAAUUAAACACUAAGGAGGCGAGGCACGGGAAACCACAAGGUUUUAUAUCUAACCCCUUGCUGUUCUGGGCCAAGAAUGGGCAGUUAUUACAACACUUAUUUUUAUCUGAACAUUUCCGUAUUUGGUCUCCUCUUGUCCUGGUUUGUGUCACAGUAAGCCUCCCCCUGCAGAGACAUCUGGCCUGAGUGCAGAAAGUAUGCGCAAGAGCAUUCUUUUGAUUCAACAAAAUCCUGGAAUUUAGGUUAAAGGAUUAUUAUAGUACAUAGUUACAUGUGGGGACUCAUGCUUGUAAUUAAAAGUCUCAGGACCCAUGACAUUAGCAUGGGCCUGUGUGGCUGCAUCUUAGUUUGUAAUCCAGACUCAAAAUACACACUGGGUUACCAUUUUAUGAGGUACGCCUGAACAAUCAAAUUCCUUAAAAUAGUAGCUCCAGUAGAUAAGGGGCAGAAUGUUAGAAAUCACUCAAUGUAAUCUCUUUUUUUUGGGAUCAAAGAGAUUUCAGUUAUACUGAAGUAUGUGCUAAAGGGAUUCUGAGUUAUGUUACAAAGUUGUUGUUGAGAGAAUGUCUAAAAGGUAGGAAACAUUUUUAUUUAAAAGUUGUACCAUUUGCUAGUGUAAUGCAUGUGUAGCAUCCAUGAAGCAUGUCAUCAUGGCAGUUCUUAUCUUUAAUUAGUCAAUUCGAUUUUAACGUGAAGGGAUAAUAUUAAAUUGUUGGGAAAACUACGAUUUGAUUCAGUAAUGAUAGCCAAAACUGUAUAGACAUAAAGAAAAUGUUAUAUUUCAUUGUUAACUCUCCUACAAAUGAAAAACUGAUUUUUAUAGAAUAUUCCAAAAUAGCUAAAUAUGUUCUUUUUUUAAUUGAAAAUUCAUUUUUGAAUUAUGUUUACAGAUUUUAGCCCUAAUAUAAGGUGGACGACAAGUGCAAACGCGCUACACGGCCCAAAACAUCUCCGUUAGGGGAGAAACGCUCUGCAUUUUCAAUAACGCAAAAGCAUUUAUAAAACAUUCCCCUACUUCACUACUUCACACUGCAAAUACAAAAUGCUAGAAGCUGAAAACCGACAGAAACUGGGACACUAAAAAGUGAUGCACACAGCGGGGACCGGAGCACUUGUUGACAUUUGGAGAUUAUAAAGUUAGAAAUAAACGCUGCGCAUGUUUCGUCAAGUUGGUGACGAUGUUCCUUCGUUUGCAUGUGUUAAGGCACAUUUGUGUUUGUUUUUGAAAGUGUGUUUCGCCUAAUGGAAGUGUUUUUGGCCACUCUAACGCAUUUGCACCUGUUGGCCACCGUACGAACAGUGUUGGCCUCACAUCAUUCUCCCAGUAGUAGUAAGAGCAGUAAGCAGCAUGUUUAUGUAACUGACAGUGGCAGCAGAAGUAAUAGUAGAGGUGACAAUACCAGUUUCAAUUAUUGCGAUCCAUGAUGUAUUAGAGCUGAACUACAGUAGAAACAGUUCUAUUCAGUUUUUUCUUGAAGCAAAUUGAUGUAAUGAAUUGGCAUACUUUAGAAUUGAGGCUUUGAUCCAACCAACGACAAAUGGGACCAAAGAAUUGGAGUUGUAAAUACUGAUCUGCUGCAGCUGUCAGCAUCAUGAUGUCUAGAAAUGUUCACCAUAAAGGGCUUUGCUUUAACGACAUGCUUUCAUAUUUCAGUGAUAAUGCAUUUUUCAUGUUUUUCUUUUUUAGGACAACUGUUUAUUUUUAAAGAAGGUUAAAUUGAAUGUUAAAUGUGAAACAGUGUCUUUGGUUUGUAUCAGUGUUUUUGAAGGAAAUGUCAAUGUGAUGCUCUGAAAGAGUGCUUGACCCAAAAUACAGUAUUUUUUAAAUAUCACCUUAAAAUUCUAUA